Molecule: messenger RNA, 371 nt
Organism: Drosophila montana
Lineage: Eukaryota; Metazoa; Arthropoda; Insecta; Diptera; Drosophilidae
Exons: 1
Coding region: 22-297 (91 amino acids)
Source: RefSeq, a predicted model, not a curated record
GAAAGAUCACAGCCGAAAAUAAUGAAAAUGAAUUUCCUGGUGGUUCUAUUCGUAGCCAUCGCGCUUUUUGUAUCGGCAAACGCGCAAACGACGGAGAGCAUGACCUCCAUCAUCAGCGACAUCAGCGAUUCAAUUUCCUCCGACUACUCGCCCACUAGCGACUAUUACUCUUCCGACUACUCUACGUAUCCCAGUUCCUAUGACUACUACUAUUCCGACUACUAUGAUGAAGUGACGACCACGAAGCCGUUCAAGCAGCAAUUCCUAUCGCUGCUCUUCAACAAGAAAGCUGGAUAGAACUGAGACUCCGCCCAACCCGCCACAUCCAGCAAUAAUUUGUUUCGUUAAAAUGUGAAAAUAUACAACUUAAU